This is a messenger RNA of Salvelinus fontinalis (brook trout), 4591 nucleotides long. RefSeq names its product neuroligin-3-like. Gene Ontology annotation, biological process: modulation of chemical synaptic transmission; presynaptic membrane assembly; neuron cell-cell adhesion. The coding region runs from base 485 to 3073 and encodes 862 amino acids. The record is from RefSeq and is a predicted model, not a curated record. Gene Ontology annotation, cellular component: postsynaptic specialization membrane; synapse; cell surface. Gene Ontology annotation, molecular function: signaling receptor activity; neurexin family protein binding. Lineage: Eukaryota; Metazoa; Chordata; Actinopteri; Salmoniformes; Salmonidae. The transcript has 8 exons.
UAGAAACGCGAAGACAGUGGGCGCUCCUGACCUUGCCGUCGUGAACGAGCUGCUCGCGCACAAACCGAGAGGGCUAAUAUAUUAAUUUUAAUCAAGAAGACAAAAUAGAACAUGUGAAUUGAAAGCAAAAUAUUUGCAUGCGAUUUAAAAAAUAAUAAUAAUGAAAUGUGAUCAUCAAUGCAGUGCCAUGAAAACGAAAUGAUAUGGAGAAGAGCAAACCGGGGAUGAAGAGUAGGAGCCUCCGUUAGAGCAGGUGGGUCGAAAAUUCCCUUUCCAUGAGAUGAAGCUCGGUUUCAGAACAGCAAUGAGAAUUGGAGCUGGAGAUGAGUGAAUACCUGGGCUUUGUUAAUUUGUUUUUAGUAACCAUUGGCGCCCAGGGCAGGUUGAGCGAUGCCUGGUUAAGUGGAAUACAGUAGGUCAUAGGGGUUGAGAGGACACUCGAGUGUACAUUGGCGUGGUGCAAGGGCACUCACUUGCCCAGACCAUGUGUUUGGCAGAGUUUACGCACCAUGUGUUGCCUGCACACCUAUCAAAUCGGCGAGGAACCGCAACCAUCGCCACCCGCCGUGGUCUUUUAAUGUGGAUGUUAUGUUCCUACUGGCCAUUUACAGUGGUGACCAGCCAGAACUUCAACCCGACUGUGAACACCCAGUUUGGGAAGCUGAGGGGCCUCCGGGUCGCGGUGCCAGGCGAGGUCCUUAAGCCCGUUGACCAGUAUCUUGGGGUGCCGUACGCUGCCCCUCCCAUCGGGGAGAAGCGCUUCAUGCCCCCAGAGCAGCCCUCUUCCUGGUCAGGGAUCAAGAAUGCUACCCACUUCAUGCCCGUGUGCCCUCAGAAUAUCCGCAACACAGUGCCUGAGAUCAUGAUGCCCAUAUGGUUUACCUAUAACCUGGACACAGUGGCCAACCUCAUUCAGGAUCAGAACGAGGACUGUUUGUAUUUAAACAUCUAUAUUCCAACAGAGGAUGUCAAAAGAAUAUCCAAGGAAUGUGCCAGAAAACCCAACAAGAAAGUAUGUAGAGAAGAAGGGGCCCACAGCAAGAGUCAAGGAGUGGAUUUCUCUCAUGGUGACAGUGAAGACAUUCGGAACACCGAGGCUAGGCCUGUGAUGGUCUACAUCCAUGGAGGAUCCUACAUGGAGGGGACAGGGAAUAUGAUCGAUGGGAGUGUGUUGGCCAGCUAUGGGAAUGUCAUCGUCAUCACUCUCAACUACAGGGUUGGAGUACUAGGGUUCCUCAGUACAGGUGACCAGGCAGCUAAAGGAAAUUAUGGACUCCUGGACCAGAUCCAAGCCCUGCGUUGGAUCAGCAAGAACAUUGGCUAUUUUGGAGGAGACCCUGGUCGCAUCACUGUCUUUGGAUCUGGGAUCGGAGCCUCCUGCGUCAGCCUGCUCACACUGUCCCACCACUCUGAGGGCCUGUUCCACAGAGCCAUCAUCCAGAGUGGCUCAGCCCUGUCCAGCUGGGCUGUCAACUAUCAGCCUGUCAAGUACACCCGCAUGCUGGCCGAGAGGGUGGGCUGCAACGUGCUGGACACCCUGGACAUGGUGUCCUGCCUGCAGAAGAAGAGUGCCAGAGAGCUGGUGGAGCAGGACAUCCAGCCAGCCCGCUACCACGUAGCCUUCGGCCCCGUCAUCGAUGGUGACGUCAUCCCUGAUGAUCCCGAGAUCCUGAUGGAGCAGGGCGAGUUCCUCAACUAUGACAUCAUGCUGGGCGUCAACCAGGGGGAAGGGCUGCGCUUUGUGGAGACUGUUGUGGACGUGGAGGACGGCGUAUCUGGCAGCGACUUUGACUUUGCUGUGUCGGACUUUGUGGACAGCCUGUAUGGCUACCCGGAGGGGAAGGACACUCUGAGGGAGACCAUCAAGUUCAUGUACACGGACUGGGCUGACAGGGACAACCCGGAGACCAGGAGGAAGACAUUAGUUGCCCUGUUCACUGACCACCAGUGGGUGGAGCCCUCAGUGGUGACGGCUGACCUGCACGCCCGCUACGGCUCGCCCACAUACUUCUAUGCCUUCUACCACCACUGCCAGAGCCUGAUGAAGCCUGUGUGGUCGGACUCGGCCCACGGGGACGAGGUGCCCUAUGUGUUUGGCAUCCCCAUGGUGGGAGCCACUGACCUGUUCCCGUGCAACUUCUCCAGGAAUGACAUCAUGCUCAGCGCUGUGGUCAUGACCUACUGGACAAACUUCGCUAAGAGUGGGGAUCCCAACAAGCCAGUUCCCCAGGACACCAAGUUCAUCCACACUAAGGCCAACCGCUUUGAGGAGGUGGCCUGGUCCAAGUACAACCCCCAUGACCAGCUGUACCUUCAUAUCGGCCUGAAGCCUCGCAUCCGCGACCACUACCGCGCCACCAAGGUAGCUUUCUGGAAGCACCUUGUACCCCACCUGUAUAACCUCCAUGACAUGUUCCAAUACACCUCCACCACCACCAAGGUCCCUCCGCAGGACACCACCAACUCGAACGGUAAGAGGACUGGCACCACCAAGCGUCCGCCUGUCUCCACGGCCCACAGCAGUAACGGGGAUGGGGAGGAAACGGGUCCUCUGAUUGUGGCUAAUCCGAGAGAUUACUCCACUGAGCUGAGUGUCACCAUCGCUGUGGGCGCCUCACUGCUGUUCCUCAAUGUGCUGGCCUUUGCCGCGCUCUAUUACCGUAAGGACAAGCGCAGCCGGCAGGAUGGCCACGGCAGCCCCCAUCAAGCCAGUCCCCAGCGACAGAGCAACGGCAACGAAGUGAGCCACACCACCACCACCAUCGACGAGAGCCUGUCCCAUCAGAUGACCCAGAGCAGCCAGAUGAACCAGUGUGACACCCUGCAUGACCUCCAUGAUCUCCACGACCUCCAUGACCUUCACGACCUUCACGACCCCCUGCACCUCUCCACCAACAUGGACUACACCAUGACCCUGCGCCGCUCACCAGACGACAUCCCCUUGAUGACACCCAACAAUAUCACCAUGAUCCCCAACUCCUUGAUGGGCCUUCCCAAUAUGCACCCCUACAGCACCUUCCCAGCCGGGUACAACACAGGCCUGCCCCACUCCCACUCCACCACCCGGGUAUAGACCCAGCCUGGGACAGAUGACAUAAAGACCACAGGGGACAGAGAUUGUAGAGGUGAGUUGAGGUGCGUGCUGUGCUGUACAGUAGUUUAGGAAUGAAUACAAAACAGUAGUUGGGAUGGGAUGCGUGGGUAAGAUAAGUUUGAAUUUAUGUUCAUACUGCAAGAGCCAUGCAAAGCUUUUUCUGCUCAAAGGGUGCAGAAUCGCCGCCAAUAUACUACUGCCUCCUCUUUCUCACAGAAUGAGGUCUAUAAGCAGUGUCAUUUUCUUAUAAUCAUUUUCAAAAGCCUUUGUGAGCUGGUUAAAACGUGGGGAAAAAAGCUUUUUAUUUCCCAUUCUUGUCUUUUGAGGGUAACAUUUAUUUGUUUCUUUCUUGUACGACCUCAGUAUAAUGUUUGUUCAGUUGGAUUUGUACGGGAAGCUCUUUUCUUACUAUGAUAUCUGUUUUGAUCUUCAACAAUUCUUUGUGGAACAAUUAACAUCUGGACUCAUCCCUGACUGAAGGACAUUUGUAAAAAGCAGAAAAUCUGUGUUAUGAAGCUAUUUUAUACAUAUUCCUCAUGUUACUCACAACUUAAAAGGGUAUUUUUUACUUACUGACUAAAGAAUGGCUUGUUACUGUAACAUUCUCUACUUAGAGAAAUACUGUUACGGCGACUGUGAUGAAUUGAACCUUUACUACAACAUUGAUUACAAUUUGUAGUAAAAGUAUCACAUUUAUCCAAACAAUAUUUCUAUUUGAAUAUGCACAACGUGUGUGCGUUCGUGUGUGUGUGACUGCGUGUGUGUGUGCGUGUGUUUGUGUCUGUUUGCGUGCGCGUAUGUUUGUGAGCGUGCGUGUGCCUGCGCACAUGCGAAGUGUAAUGUAAAAGUGUAAAUUGGUAAGACAUUUGUUUGUCAUUUGUUUGAAGUAUUGGCUUUCAUCAUGUCAGUGUUGUACUCCGAUCUAUGGUCGUCUGUUUAAGUACCUUUGUUAUUUUUCAGUUAACUGUGUCUUCUUUUGCUAAACACGUUCUGCGAAUGCGACUUCUGCUUUGUUAUAAACAGAGAAUAGCUUAAGAUGGCACCUACUCUAAUCAACUGAUAUGAUUCCUUUGGCUUGGCUUGUUUGUACAGAAUAAACUUAGACCAGCAGGUUUUUUUAUUGUUAUUUGUUUAUAUGAAUAUAAAGGUAUUCAGUAAGAUAAUUAAGUAUAUCACAAUUGUAUGUAUAAACUACCUGAAUCAAUCCGAUUUGAAAGAGUUUUGCUUAAAAUAUUGCAGAUUGAGCAAGCUGAGAUUCACCCAUAGGCUUCAUCCCAUUUACACAAAACCCAGAUUUUGCAGCAUAACACGUUUUGAAGCAUUACUAUGAAAGGCUUUUUUGAAUUCAAUGUGAACACUUCACAGUAUUAUUCUGGGAGAAUGCACAUCGCUCUGAGAAUUAUUGUCAUCUUGCUUUCUUUGAUACGAUCAUAGAACACAGUUGACUAAUACUACUGUUCAAUAUCAAUGGGCUGAUUAAAGAUUUUUUGGAACUGA